Molecule: messenger RNA, 514 nt
Organism: Chiloscyllium plagiosum (whitespotted bambooshark)
Lineage: Eukaryota; Metazoa; Chordata; Chondrichthyes; Orectolobiformes; Hemiscylliidae
Source: RefSeq, a predicted model, not a curated record
AGGAGGAAGGGUACCAAUGACCCGGUCUCUGUGUUUGUCUACGACAUCAAGCCAAACGCUGAUGAGCAGACCCAGGUGGCGAAAGCGGCGUUUAAGCGGCUGAAAACCCUUCGACACCCCAACAUCUUAUCCUUCACCGACGGGUUAGAGGCAGAGAAAUGUCUGUACAUCGUGACUGAGCCGGUCACUCCGCUUGGCACCUACUUGAAAACCAAGGAGGCGACGGGAGAACUGAACGAGCAGGAGAUCUCGUGGGGGCUGCAUCAGGUUGUGAAAGCCCUGAGUUUCCUGGUGAACGACUGCGGGCUGAUCCACAACAAUGUGUGCGCGGCUGCGGUUUACGUGGACCGGGCGGGCGAGUGGAAGCUGGGCGGCCUGGACUACAUGUACGCCGCACGCGGAGAGACGCCGCUGCCCUCGAAGGGCUUCCCGGAGCUCGACAAGUACGACCCACCGGAGGGGACCGAGCCUGGCAAAGGCAGCACCGAGAAAUGGUAACCAUCUGAAAGGGUCC